This is a messenger RNA of Blumeria graminis f. sp. triticale, 1236 nucleotides long. The record is from the annotation of a GenBank genome assembly. NCBI's taxonomy places the organism in Eukaryota, Fungi, Ascomycota, Leotiomycetes, Helotiales, Erysiphaceae.
AUGUGGAUCAAGUUCGGUGUCUUGCUUACAAUAUUCGGUUUUAUUCACCAAAUCAAAUGUGAAGAUAUCUCAUACUCGGACAUAUACCUUCCAGCUGGAACCAAUGGCUUUGUAUGUCAAUUAAAUUUUUAUCCGAUUGAGCAUGUACGGGAAGCCGUCGAGAGAGCUUUCCGAUCAUUUUUCUUUGAAAAAUUAUAUAGAAAAUUUCCAAAAUUAUUCGAAGAUACACAACUAUUUGAUGUGAAACCAGACAUCCUUCUCUCAUGGCCUAUUUUGUUUAGAGAGAUAUUUUACGACAACAACGUAGGGAAAGUCCGCCUUGUUUUUAAUACCAGAGGCCAAAUUAUGGGUUUGGUAAUGAUAAAACCCAAGGAAACAGGCCAGAAAAUUAGUUUCGAGAGAUGCAACCCAGUCCGCAAGUCUCUUGAAGAGGAUAAUGCGGAAAAAUCUUCAUUGAAUCAGUGGUGGAAUCUAGUACAUCCCGCUUUUGGAUAUAAAUGUGGCUUGAAGUUUUUCCCAGAAUCCUCUGUUAAUAAGUUAAAGGAGCCCGACUGGAUUGCAAGUUUCCCUAAAAGGCGCUCUAGAUCAAAGAAAGCUAUCGACAAAAAAUAUACGGGGGAUGAAUUUAGCGGAGAUGAUCUUUACUGGUACCCUGUGCACCACAAGCUAUCCCGCGACCCUGCUUCUGGCUCUCCUGGUGUAUUCCGUGCUGUUUUUGACAUGAGCAAUCAUGAAUUCAAGGGGAUCAUCAAUACAAUCAACAGGAAUGAGAAAUGCGUAACUGUAUGGGAUUUAUCAUCGAUCAGGUCAGAGAACAUCUAUACUCCAUCCUCUGUCUUAAACCUCGAAAGAAUAAAAGAUAGUUAUUGGCCCGAGACUUGCUUUGGACAUAGGAUCCUGUCCAAAACAAUAUGGCUUUAUCUAGAGUUCGCCCUAAAGGACUGGGAGUCGGCCUUUUAUGGCAGAAUCCCUAAUUUCCCUAUCAUUAAAAAGAAAGUAAUACGGCUCUGGCCCAUCAGAACUCCGGAAAAUCAUGAUAAUUCCUUCAAAAAUAUGUUUGCGAUAGGGUAUCACACUGAACUCGACUCUUACAGCCUGUAUCACUCUAAAAUUAAGAAUAAUUUAUUUAGUGGUUUCUCCCCAUGCUUCGAAUUUUCUCUCUCUACUAUCCGUAAUCUACGAAAACAUCUCGCUGAACCACAUGGUCAUGGAGAAAGCUCUUUUCUAGUGUACUGA